GAUGCCUCUUGGCCCAGGGGUUACCCUCCCGAAGGAGUGUGGUACGACUGCACCUGAUCCCCGGAAAGGAGGCUAAGAUAUAAAAUGAAAAGAAAGCCUGCAGACACACAAUGUAGCUCAACUUAAGGAUUCAAUACUGCAGCUAAUAUGCUAAAUACCAGCUGUCUGGAACGUGAGGGGAACAUCUUGCGCUGGAAUGGUGUGGCUAACUUCUAACAACACUGUGAGAGGUGGGAGGAGAGGCUGGCUCUCAUACAGAGGGUGGGACUCUGGGACCAUGGAGCUUCAUUCACUCUGCUGAACACACAUACACACACACAUGCUGCACAGGACUGUUCUCAGGCUGAGAGGAAAGAGGGGAGCAGAGGGGAGGACAGCACGCUCGCUGAGUGGUGACAGGCAGGAAAAAAGAGACACAGAGCGAGGCACAGAGGUACAGAGGGGUACAUCAAACCCUGAAGAGCAGAGAGGUUUCAGAUUCAAGGUGUAGUUCCAAGACAUAAGACACACUGAUCCGGGGAGCAGGUACCAGGCCUUAGAUCCCAGGACCAACCUCCAGGAUGUCCCGGAGGAGGUCUACAGGGGACUUGGUGCCUAAGGACAUCACUGAGAUCUUAGCCCGGGAGGCAAGGGUUCAGCGUGGGCAGAAGAAGUCUGGAAGCUCUCUGGGACACGCCUUUAGCUGGUUCAAAGGGAGCAGGAAGAAAAAGAACAUUGGAAAUGGGUUGAACCGAGCUGUUACUGGAGUGACGGAUGCCAAACUGGGACUACAGAACCAUGAACCUGCAAAAGCUGGCCCGAAGGCUAAUGAUGACCAGAAGAGGUUGACCGUCCACUACACGACCUCUCAGCAUUACCAGGAGAAUGUGUUCAUUGAGGGCAGCAGGCCACAGUACCUGGAGGACCUGCACAUAGAGGCCCAGGAAGGCCUCAAGAUACUACAGCAGGAAGAACACAAGAAUGGGCUGAACUUCCCCGACAAUGAGAGCAUCGCUUCAACAGACACUCUGCGUCCGGAGCAGGAUAUCAGCUCCAAGGACGGAGGUUUCUCUCUGGAGUCGAGAUCCACCGCAGGGAGCACUGACACCACAGUAACCUCUGCUGUGUCGACAAGGCCUGUACUCACCCGCCAAGGUUCAACGUUCAAGCCUCUGAAUCCAGUUAAAAGAGUAGACAGAAGUAAGAAAAGGAGCAGGAGGACCACCAUCAUGGGCAUUCCUAACCAGGUCCACAAAGAACUUGCAUUGCAAAGAACCUCAACCUUCCAGCAACUUGUUUCCACUCAACCCCAGGAUCAGGAUGGACAGAUCAGACACAACCAAUCAGGCGUUGUUAUCAUUCCUACAGUCGAUGGAGGGACCGCAGUCACAAACAAGGAGGGAGCAAGGGUGCAUCUUUCAGACCUGGAGCUGGCUGCAUCCAGAGAUGAACAGCUGCUGACAAAGCACUUCCAGGCAAUGAGUCAAGAAGAGCAGCUCUUCAACCACCAGGGUUUUAACUCAUACCUCGGGCCAAAUGCAAAUCUAAGACCCAAGUCUCUUGCAGUACCUGGCAUGACCACUUCUUUCACCUUCUCUUCUUCAACAAUGCUCAGCUUUCUCCAGGAACCCAAGGGCCCAGUGAUGUCAAUUUCACCACAAGCCACCUACUUGUCAACAAUCAUCCCAAAUGCGGUCUUGCCAGCCUCGAUCGACGUCAUCGAGAUAGACCGCAGCAGUAGCCGGGCACGUGGGAGCAGUGUAAACCAUGGCAGUAGUGUCCGCACGAUGAGCAAAAGCAGCCUGGCGUCUGGAGACUCGUCGGUCAGCCCUUUGUUGUCCAGAAGAUCAGACGGUGAUGGUUCCCAGGCAGACGUUUUUCACAAAGACUCUGGUCCAAUGCCCACAUCAGCGUCUGUACCAAACUGGAAUGAGUCACCAUCUUCAAAGACCUUUAUUUCUCAGUCCUCCCCGGUAUCAUCAAAGGGCAGCACACACAGUGCUACUUCUCAGAGAGGGGAACUGAAAGGGCAGGAGAGCCAGGCUAGUGAGGACCAUGACCGUGUCAGCCUCCGGAGCUCAGUUAGCAUGAGCAGCAGUCGAAGUGAAAAUGUUUUUACAGGUCAAGGAUGUGAGUCUGGUAUGUCAGGGUCGGUAGCUGCUGGAGAGGAUGGAAAAACCAAACAGAAUUUCACUCGUAGUCUGUCUGUUAUGAAGACCAAGCAGCCCCCUGCACCUCCAAGGAGAACAAACUCUCUGCACAGUAACAGGAUCAGGAGCAGCUCCAGGGUGCUGGUAGAAAGCAAAGUCAUCAAUGAAUCAGUGUCUGGAGUGAUGGUGAAUGAUACAGAAAAUCUUGCAGCGAAAAACGAUGCAAAUUCAGCUAUUGCAAACACUACUAAGAUCCCCAUCCCUAUGUCAAAAUCUACAGAAUCUGUCACUUCUCCCACCAGUCCCUUGAGCCCCAUUGAGGUAGGAAGAGCAACAGAGUCCCAGUCAGAGUGUGCAAACUUGUUCCAACAGAAGUCUUCCUCUGAUGGGGUGAAAUUUGAACGCACCAUGUCUCCUUCCAGUGGCUACUCAAGUCAGAGUGGUACACCAACACUUUCCCCAAAAGGCAUCUCUCCAACCUCCCCGGAGAAGCAGAAAAAUAAACCAAUUAAACCAGACCGAUCAGUAUCUCGGGCCUCAUCUUCAGGAGCUUCUCCUUCCUCUUCUCUUACUUCUCUUUCAUCCGGUGCAUCUGAGCCUGCCCAUCUAUCCACAUGUAGCCCCAGUCCACUUCUACAGGGUUCUUCACCUAAUGUUGCUGCAGAAGAGCUCCCUCCUAAAAACGGCUCUCCAACUUUACCUUCCAAAGUGAGGGAGUUGUUGAACGUCCCACCACCUCCCAAAGUCAAAGCACCUUGUCCUCCUCCUCCAGAGACGUGGAUUCACAACAGACGCUCCUUUGAGCUCCUGUGCGGUCCUUCUAAUGUCAGCAACGAAACCCAGAAACCAGCAGAGGGGACAGACAGCAUGGUUAAGCAAGCAGGAACCCAGACUGAAGACAGCGAGGAGAUGCAAGUUUUAGUUGAAAAAGAAGCAACCAUAGACAAGUCUGUUACAAAGUUGUUAGAAAGUGCUGCCAAGCCAGAGUCAUUGUUAGAGGCAGCACCAGGAAUCACUUGCAAGGAAUUGGAGAGUAGCCAUAGUCCUGGUAGCGAAGAGGAGGGAACGGAAGAAAGUGCUGACACACAGAAACAAGAGCAGAGUAGUAGCCCAGUAGUCAAGCUUCCUGAGAGUCAAGAGACAACUCCAAAGAAAGAUCCUCCUCCAGUCAUGAAGAAACCCAUGACUGUGCUGCACAGAGAGGAACUGGUGUCAAAGGAGCCCUCAGUGGAGAUAGAACCAAAUCAGAAAAGCAGCAGUGCGACCACAGAAGCUGAUGUUCCCGUUGAGAACAGAACAGUCUCAUUGUUAGAUUCAGACGAUAAGACAAGCAAUAGAGAGGUCACGUCCAUGCAGACACUUUCUAUAGAAGUCCCCAAAAUUAGCAAGACCUCUCCACCACCAACCCCACCUCCAGCAUACCACCCCACACCUCCACUGUCAAGAAAAACACCGACUCCAUCAGUAUCUACGUCACCGGAGGAUCUAGAGAGGGUACAGGAAGAGAACCAUGUCACAGAGUCUUGCUGGCCACCUCCUCCGCCUCCAAUGGAAGGGGACUCUGUCUUUGAUGGAGGAGAGGAGGUUGACUUUCCUCCACCUCCUCCACCUUUUGUGCCGGAGAGUGUGCCAAAAGUGACGGACAGUUGUGUGACGGAGCUGGAUCCCACAAAGAGACCGACAGACAAAGCUGAAGAGACAGUCGAGGAUUCAAGGGAAGCUGGGACUUCAGUCUGUGAACAAACUCCAGAUGUGCAUCCUGCUGUUCCACAAACAGUCAGUGACUCCAAACCAGAGGUGGAUGCUCAAAUUUCUGAGGCCAACACCUCCAAUGAGAUCCCUUGCAGGCAAGGUCAGACUACAUCUGUGUUAGACAAUAAGCAGCCUCUGCAAGUGGAUGUACCUACUUUGCAACCUAUUACAAAAGUUGAGCACCAAGUGUCUGUUUCUGCUUUGGUUCCAUCAAGCAGUCUACUGAGUCAAGACUUUCUUGAAACUGAAGAUCAGUCUCCUUCUGGGCCUCCAGUCAGUGCCCAACCUCCAGUUACAAUCCCAGUAGCACCCCCAUUACCAGCUGAGAAUUUAACCCAUGGCGUGAAUUUCAGGAGGCAGCCCAGUGUAGCACAUCGAGACACCAGGAGCAAGGAGCUCCUUUCUCGACACAAAAGUGCACCCAUUCCCAAAGAGGAUGCUAACAUACCUCUGGUCACCCCUUCCCUGCUUCAGAUGGUUCGCCUAAGAUCAGUUAACAUGACAGAGGAUCAGGUGAAAGCUCCCUCAGAGGACAAAUCAACAAACCUGGGAGCUCCAGUUCCUGAGAAUUACCCAGUCUUAAUCCCAGGACCACAAAACACACCCCAGAAGCCCAUCCGCAAGUCACUGUCGCUAAAGUCUCCCCCUAAAGCAGUCAAAAUGUCUCCUGUGACUCUUAACACCCCUACCAUGACACUCAACACCCCUUCACUGCGCUUACAGGAAGCCAUACGUAUGAAAACUGCAGCCAUGUCCUCAAGAGAUGGUCUUCCAUCCCGACUGGGAUCGUGGUCUUCAACCCACAGCUAUGUCAGUGAAACAGGGGCUCAAGGAGGAGACAUUCACAAGUCUCCAGCCUCUGCCGCCAGCUUUAUCUUCUCUAGGAGCACAAAAAAGGUUGUCAUAGAGACUGCGCCUGCCUCUUGUCCCGAAGCUCAGGCAAGUCUGAAGCAAAGCUUGGCUGCAGAGCUCAUGCAGAUGUCUGACCAAACAAAGGCCGUCACCAUCUCGAAUGGUGGAGUGAGAUCUGACAAAGUACCUCCACCUGUAGCGAAGAAACCAGCCCAUGGGAGUACUACGCAGACUCUUCCUGCUUGUUCAGCAAAGAUGGACCUAAGUAUGGGAGGAAAUGGAGCCAUAGGAGUGCGGAAUGUGAGUGGAAUAACACAACUUGAGACAACAACUACAAGAGUGACAGCGGACACAAUUGAAACACUGUUUUAAGCGAGCUUUGAGGUGAUCGGUGAAGGCUCUCGCCAGAGAAACAAGCAAAGACGGAAAGCAAGUAAAGGACGACCCACAGCAAGAAGUCACUGCUGAGAGACGUGUGUAUUUCAGCGAUCUGAGUGUCACGUGUGUUAAGUCUUCUCCUAAAGCCUUAGCCUGUAAUGGCCUUCCUACAUAUUUAUGCAAAAAAGCAAAACAAAGUGAUGCUCUGAGUUUCUGAUCAAAGCUUUAUUCUGGAGUAUUUUUCUAAGCUAUAGUUCUCUUAUCAAGGCCCCUCAGGAUGAAAUGUGUACAAUGGCUGAACUGUAAAUAUUUGGCUAGUGUAAUAUCGCCUCCCAGAGGUCGAAGUAGGCAGUGCUCAAUGCAGCUCAAAAGAAAGGAUUUGUCUCACGAAGCAUUUCUGUACAGAGAUUUACAGUCUGUUAGGUCUUUCCCCCUGUUGUAAUAUAAUGCACAAUUUUCAUUGGGGUUUAAAUCACCGUUUUAUCGCUUUUUAUGCUUCAAGAUCUGACCAUAAGGUCAUUGUCACGCUCGAUUUCAAUCCUGCUUUUUACUAUGUUGAUAGAGAGAUAGCUUUGGUGUAGUGUUUGAGAAAAAGGGAUGCUGCAUAUUCAACACAAUAACAGAGAUAUUGUCUAUUAGGACAGAGGCACUUUUGUAAAGGUUCAAAUGAGGCAUCAGGUUAUUCCUAAAUUGUCAAGAUGCUUUUACAUAAUCUUGUUCUCGGGUUAAAUAAAAGGUCAGCAGAUUCUGAAACAUCUUUUGAAUAACAGUAACACAAGUAUCAUUUAUUUAUGUGUGGCUUUUUCCAUUUGUAGCACUGUCAUUUACCUUCUACCAUAUCUGAAAUUUUCAACAAUCUGUUUCCUCUGAGAAACACGUUCAGGGCUAUAGGUGUGAAAACUGGCCUUGUUUGAUUUGUUACACUGGAGUUGACUUUGUGUGUAAUCAGUGUUUAUUUUAAACACUUCCUAUCUAAAACUUUUCUUCGCGGAAAAUCAAGCUUCUCACUUUUUGCACAAAAAUGCUUUUGCCCCCAGCAAAAUCAUUGGUGAGUGAAUUUUACUGACUCUUCAUGAUGGGUCAAAAAUCUACAUCUUGAUGAUUAUAAAGAAUUAUGUACAGUUAUUACUUCUAUAAAUAAAAUCUAAGUGUAU
This is a messenger RNA of Notolabrus celidotus (New Zealand spotty), 6265 nucleotides long. It is a transcript of the gene nhsl3, whose product is annotated as KIAA1522 ortholog. Gene Ontology annotation, biological process: cell differentiation. Bases 561 to 5105 code for a protein of 1514 amino acids. The transcript is spliced from 10 exons. The record is from RefSeq and is a predicted model, not a curated record. Lineage: Eukaryota; Metazoa; Chordata; Actinopteri; Labriformes; Labridae.